This is a messenger RNA of Anoplopoma fimbria (sablefish), 996 nucleotides long. RefSeq names its product complement factor H-like. Bases 175 to 996 code for a protein of 273 amino acids. Lineage: Eukaryota; Metazoa; Chordata; Actinopteri; Perciformes; Anoplopomatidae. The transcript is spliced from 6 exons. The record is from RefSeq and is a predicted model, not a curated record.
UCACAAACAAUGCCGUACGUGAGCACAUCUGGUAUUGCAAACAGUUUGUGUUUGUGUGUUGCAAUGAGACUUACAUUGUACAAUCCCACUGGGCCGUCCAUGUUGUGAACCUAAGUGCUCCCUGAAGACUGAAACACUCAGGAAAUCUGCUCAGGAAACGUUUGUCUAGAGACCAUGCUAUUGUCUGUAAUCUUUCUGUUUUUCCAACUCUGGGGUAAUGUGGAAGUUUCUUCAUCACAGAUUGCAUGCUUAACGCUCCCAGAUGUUCCUCAUGCCAUAAUUUCAGAAGACACGGAAAAAGCUGAGUACCAAGGAGGACAUUUGAUACAUUUCACUUGUGAACCCGGCUACACUACAUCAGGUCCACCUAUCAGAUAUGUUUGCACGAGCGAGGGCUGGCUGGCAGUCCAACAGGAAACGUGCAACCAGGUAACAUGUACUGAACCAGAGAUUGAAAAUGGUCGUGUGCUUGAAAAAUUUCCCGAGUACAAAGAAAAUGAAGUCCUGAACUUUCAAUGUAAUCCUCACCAUAAACGCACUGAAGGAAGACCUUCAACAUGCACCAAACGAGGAACAGGAUCAGAGUGGAGCCCCACACCUGCAUGUGAACCAAUAACAUGUAGACUGACACUGCCGCCACUGGAGGGAACCAGGUAUGAUCCAUCUUUCAGAAGUAGUUUUUCACCUGGUGACACAGUGAGAGUCAUUUGUGGAGAGAAGUACUGGGUUUCUACCCGUCAGGACACCACAGCAGUAAAUACAUGCCAAGAGAAUGGAGAAUGGACAUUCACACCAGUAUGCCAAGAGUUUACAUGCAGCGAUCGAAGACCGCAACAUGUGUCUUACUGGUAUGCCGGAUAUUUAAAUCAAAGGAAAUUGGAUAAGACUGUAAGUUAUUGGUGUGUGGAAGGCUACAAGAAGACAGCCAACUUGGCCACAUGCACCAGAGAUGAUUGGAAACCAAAUCCACUUUGUCAAGAAAUCGUAGGAACCUAA